UGUAAAGCAGCUCCUCACUUCCCCUUCUCAGGUCGCAUUCCCUGAAGCUUUAGCUCCAAUUACUGAGUCUCAAAAACUGAUCGGGACUUUAUGGCAGAAUUCUCCCCAGAAGGAAGAGGACUCAUCUGCAGACAUCACUGUUCGGGGUGAUCGCCCCUCGUUACUACAGAGCAGAGUGUUCUGGUUUAUCUGGUUCCUCCAACCCAGGAUCCUCUGCUGAUAUCUUCUAUAUAAGAGAAGUUUCCUGAUCAACCAUGGAGAGAGACAGGAACAAGAUGGCCGACAGGAUAAUAAACCUCACCCUAGAGAUACUCUUCCGGCUUACUGGAGAGGUUUACACAGUAAUGAAGAAGUCCUCUAGUGGGCGCUGUCGGGCCCCUGUGUGUGAAGGAUGGGGAAGAACCCAGAGCCCAAUCCCGGGGCCCCCACCUCACUCCCUGAUACAUGAGGAAAUGGAUGAACAGAAGAUCCUAGAACUAAUCAACAAGAUGAUGGAGCUGCUGACUGGAGAGGUUCCUAUAAGGUGUCAGGACGUGGCGGUCUAUUUCUCCAUGGAGGAGUGGGAGUAUGUAGAAGGACACAAGGAUCAGUACAAGGAUCAGGUGAUGAUGGAGGAUCAGCAGCCCCUCACAUCACCAGUCAGAUCCAGUAAGAGAACAGCACCAGAGAGGUGUCUUGUAUAUCAAGGUGAAAAUCUCAAGUGUAUUAAUGCUACAGACUUAAAGGAAAAAGAAAAGACAGACGUGAGCAGUGAUGAGCAGUAUAAGGAGGACAUUUCUACAGGGAAAGAUCUGAUCUAUAUUAAUGCUACAGAUAUAAAGGAAGAAGAGACAGAUGUGAGCGGUGAUGAGCAGUAUAAGGAGGACCUUUCUACAGGGAAAGAUCUGAUCUAUAUUAAUGCUACAGAUAUAAAGGAAGAAGAGACAAAUGUGAGCGGUGAUGAGCAGUAUAAGGAGGACAUUUCUACAGUUAACUGCCUAGAUGACUGUACCAGGAGAUCAGAGGAGAAUCUUAUAUCUUCAGAUUAUAAAGCAGAUGAUGAUAUCACACAAGAUACAUAUGAAGAACAUUCCAUUAUCCCAGAUACACCCUCAGCCCUUCACAGACAAGAUCUGUCAUCUCAUCCUGUUAUACCCGUCCUGUCUUCUGAUCCAUCACAGGCUGGUAAACAAAAUAAAAGCCACAGAAGGGGUGUUAGACAUCAAAAAGCUUAUACAGGAAAGGAGCCAUUUUCUUGUUUAGAAUGUGGAAAAUGUUUUACUAAAAAAUCAAGACUUUUUAAACAUCGAAGAACUCACACAGGAGAAAAGCCAUUUCUAUGUCCAGAAUGUGGAAAAUGUUAUCGUUAUAAAUCAAAUCUUGUUGAACAUCUAAAAACUCACACAGGAGAGAAGCCAUUUCUUUGUCUAGAAUGUGGAAAAUGUUUUCCUCAAAAAACACAGCUUUUUAAACAUCAAAGAACUCACACAGGUGAGACGCCAUUUGCAUGUCCAGAAUGUGGAAAAUGUUAUCGUUACAAAUCAAAUCUUGUUGAACAUCUAAAAACGCACACAGGAGAGAAGCCAUUUCUUUGUCUAGAAUGUGGAAAAUGUUUUUCACAAAAAACAAAACUUGUUAGACAUCAGACAAUUCACACAGGCGAGAAGCCAUUUUCAUGUUCAGAAUGUGGGAAAUGUUUUUAUACUAAAUCAAGACUAGUUGAACAUCAGAAAACUCACACAGUUGAGAAGCCAUUUUUAUGCCCAGAAUGUGGAAAAUGCUUUACUCUUAAAGCAAAACUUGUUAGACAUCUAACAUUUCACACGGGGGUGAAGCCAUUUCUAUGCCCAGAAUGUGGGAAAGGUUUUAUUCAAAAAUCAGAUCUUGUUAAACAUCAACGAAUUCACACAGGGGAGAAGCCAUUUUCCUGUAAAGAUUGUGGCAAUGUUUUUACUCAGAAAACAUCUCUAAAGGAACAUCAAAGAAUUCACACAGGGGAGAAUCUAUUUUCAUGUCCUGAAUGUGGGAAAAGUUUUAAACGGAAAUCAAAUCUUGUUGAGCAUCAAAAAACUCACACAAGGGAAAUGCAGUUUUCAUGCUCAGAAUGUGGCAAAUGUUUUAAUCGGAAAUCAUAUCUUGUUAAGCAUCAGAAAACUCACAGAAAAAAACAAUAUUCAUGUACAAUAUGUCCUUUAGGACAAAGUAAUGUCUAAUUACACAGUAAAAAAAAUCACAGAGGAAAAGCAGAACCUGUUCUUCUUACCAUCCUGUUGUUUUUUUAUUAUGUCCUGUAAGUAUGAUGGGUGCAGGGCUGCCAUCAGAAAAGUUCUUUGCCCUUCUUAUACAAUCGGCAUCUUCUCAAAUGUUUUGAUUUCCAACGUCUUAUUUUGGGCGUCAUUCCAAGGUUUCUUAGUCACAAGCAGAUUGCAAGCUCAGCAACAUGGUGCAUAGUUUAAAAGUAGGUAACAGAUCUUUUUUCAGCAUUAGAAAUGACAUAUAAAUAUAUAAGUAUUAAUAUAUAUAUUGAUUGGAGUCAGAAUCAUUUUAAUCAACUUGACAAGGGCAGCACAGUAAAGCACUGUGCUGCAAAGUAUGUAACUCCGCCGCACUCUGCUAUAAUCUAAUAUGCCCUAUUCUGGUUAGUGUAAAACUGCCCUAAAAUUUUGUAAAUAUUCCCACAUACUGUGGGAGAUGUAUGAAAAUCUAAGAGAGGUAAAGUGUGGCUUCUUUAAUUUUUAAGAAAGCCUUUGAAAAAUAAAUAGCAGCAAUCUGAUUGUUGCAAUGGGCAACUGCAUCACUUUCGUCUCUUCAGGUUCUGAUAAAUCUCCCCUGUUGACCAUACAGAGGUAGAUACCAGAAAGUGUCUGCUGACAGUGUAGGCCAGGGGGUCCUCAAACUUUUUAAACGGGGGGC
This is a messenger RNA of Hyla sarda, 2892 nucleotides long. Its product is annotated as gastrula zinc finger protein XlCGF26.1-like. Lineage: Eukaryota; Metazoa; Chordata; Amphibia; Anura; Hylidae. Gene Ontology annotation, biological process: regulation of DNA-templated transcription. The record is from RefSeq and is a predicted model, not a curated record. The transcript has 6 exons. Bases 255 to 2192 code for a protein of 645 amino acids.